Striga asiatica is the source of this 2940-nucleotide messenger RNA. Lineage: Eukaryota; Viridiplantae; Streptophyta; Magnoliopsida; Lamiales; Orobanchaceae. The record is from the annotation of a GenBank genome assembly.
UCUAAACAAGUGUUGUUUGUAUCUGACGUCUGUCUUCUUAUCCAUCUUUAAGCCUACUUGUAAGAAAAUGAAUCCUCACAGCCAUAAUUCUUCUUCUCUUCGACCCAUUUUUCAAUCACUUUUAUGGUCGGGCUGAACCCUGUAUUUUCUACAUAUUCAUCAGGUUUCAUUGAGGAGCUUCUGAUGAUGGGCACCACCAAGGUGUAUAUAGUGUAUUACUCACUAUAUGGCCAUGUGGAGAGCAUGGCAAGAGAAAUACAAAAGGGGGCUAAUGCAGUUCCUGGUGUUGAAGCUACUCUUUGGCAGGUUCCUGAAACACUGCCCGAACGGGUUUUAAUGAAAAUGAAGGCUCCUAAUAAAGCCAAUGAUGUGCCCGAGAUUAAGCCCGAACAACUGGUGGAAGCCGAUGGCUUUCUCUUCGGUUUUCCUUCUCGUUUUGGGGUAAUGGCAGCACAAUGCAAAGCCUUUUUUGAUGCCACACAGGACAUAUGGGCCACUCAAGCUCUUGCAGGGAAGCCUGCUGGGAUUUUCUGGAGCACGGGUUUUCAUGGAGGUGGACAGGAGCUUACCGCGUUAACAGCCAUAACACAAUUGGCACAUCAUGGCAUGAUAUUUGUUCCUCUCGGGUACACGUUUGGUAGCGGGAUGUUUGAGAUGGAGCAAGUGAAGGGUGGAUCUUCAUACGGAGCCGGAACUUAUGCGGCAGAUGGGUCCCGCCAACCCACGGAGCUCGAGCUCAAGCAAGCCUUCCAUCAAGGUAAGUAUGUUGCCGAGAUUACGAGGAAGUUGAAGACUCUUCAAAAGAACUCUGUUGAAGAGUCUCUUGAUUCUGAUUACAAUGUGAAAAUAGAGCAAAGUGAUGAUGAUGAGAUGUUUAAGAAAAAUGUCGAUCUCAGUUUCAGUGUAGAGUGUUCUCUCGCAAAUUCACUCUGCUUUUUGAAAAUGGCGCCGCAAACCAGAGGCAUAUCCUUCCCAAAGGUCGUGAUAGAGAGAGACUCUGAUACGGAGGAAAGUUCUUCAGAAGGAGAGGACGAAGACGAAGAGGCCCAAAGCGACGUCGGAGAAGAGUCGGAUGAAGAACCCGCCCAGCCGGAGGUCAACGAGGCGUCGACGUCGACAAGGGCUAAGAGAGAACCCAUCACUAUUAGUCUCAAGAAAGUUUGCAAAGUGUGCAAAAAACCGGGUCAUGAAGCUGGGUUUAGAGGCGCCACUUACAUCGACUGUCCGAUGAAACCCUGUUUUCUUUGCAAAAUGCCUGGGCACACCACGAUGACUUGUCCACACCGUGUGGCUACAGAAUAUGGGGUUUCCCCAGCACCCCAUAAGAGCACUCAUAAUUCAGUGGAGUAUGUUUUUGAGCGUCAAAUAAGAUGCCGAAUUUCUGCGAUCAAACCUCCCCAUGUGAUACCAAAUAGAGUGAACUGUGCAGUAAUCAGAUAUCAUAGCAGACGUAUUACAUGUUUGGAGUUCCAUCCAACAAGGAACAAUAUCCUCAUAUCUGGUGACAAGAAAGGGCAACUUGGAGUCUGGGAUUAUGCGAAAGUGCAUGAGAAGACAGUAUAUAGUAAUAUUCAUGGCUGCAUACUGAACAACAUGAAGUUUAAUCCAUCCAAGGAUGAAACAAUAUACGGUGCUUCUUCUGAUGGAACACUAAGCAUCACGGAAUUAGAGACGGGCAUUUCAUCAUCAUUGCUGAACCUAAAUCCUAACGGGUGGCAGGGUCCCAGCCGUUGGAGGAUGCUCUAUGGUUUGGAUUUGAAUUCUGACAAAGGAGUUCUGGUCGCUGCGGAUAAUGUUGGACGUCUCUAUAUGGUGGAUAUGCGUUCUAACAGUGUAACUGGGAAACCUAUAUUGAUUCACAAGAAAGGAAGCAAAGUUACCGGUUUACAUUGUCAUCCUCUUCAACCCGAUCUUCUGUUGAGUUGUGGAAAUGAUCACUUUGCUCGCAUAUGGGACAUGCGAAAUCUAGAAGCCGGAUCCUCAAUUCACGAUCUUCCUCACAAGCGUGUCGUUAACUCGGCCUAUUUUUCACCACAAACAGGGAGCAAAAUACUUACCACCUCUCAAGACAACAGAAUUCGUGUAUGGGACUCCAUUUUCGGCAAUUUGGAUUCUCCAAGCCGAGAAAUCGUGCACAGUCAUGACUUCAAUCGGCAUUUGACCCCCUUUCGAGCAGAAUGGGAUCCAAAGGACACAUCUGAGUCCCUUGUUGUUGUUGGACGUUACAUAAGUGAAAACUAUGAUGGCGUUGCAUUGCAUCCCAUCGACUUUAUAGAUGUCAGCACAGGGCAGUUAGUUGCCGAGGUUAUCGACCCAAAUAUUACGACUAUUACCCCUGUGAAUAAGCUGCAUCCACGUGAUGAUGUUUUGGCGUCUGGUAGCUCCAGGUCGAUCUUCAUCUGGAGGCCUCAGGAGAACAUUGAGCUAAAGCGGCCAAGGGACGAAAGUAAGAUAAUUCUGUGUGGCAAAGGCGAAAAGCCACGCAAAGGGAAGUUGGAUGAUGAGAGUGGGGAUGAUUUUGAUAAUGAUAAGUACUCCUCCAAGAGCUACAAGAACAAGACGAAGCCUGCCUUAAGAUCCAAGGCACACGUUUCUAAACGCAAAUGCUGAUAUUGAAGAUUCGAAGUUUUACAAGAAGACUCCAUCUUGCCUUUUUCUGGGACUCCUGCUUUUGGUUUUUGUACUGUGAAUAGGAAAAAGAAAAACAGCUUAUGUGGUUAACUUUUGACUUGGUUUGAACCUUUUGGCUUUUGGGUACUUGCAUAGUUGCUGGUGAUUCUUAAUUAUUAGGCCCCAAGAUGAAAUUUGCCAACUGUUUUGUUAUAUUGUUUUCAAUUUUUUUAAGUAGCUGGUAUCUAACUUGAAAGAUUCGACCUGUAAAGUGUGAGUGUGUGACUCGUUUAACAGUGUUUGAUAAUAUUGAGGAAAGUUAAAUUGGAC